Molecule: messenger RNA, 2199 nt
Organism: Symbiodinium sp. CCMP2592
Lineage: Eukaryota; Dinophyceae; Suessiales; Symbiodiniaceae
Source: the annotation of a GenBank genome assembly
AUGGCAUCGAAAGGGCGUGGCAAAGCUGCACAGAAGGGAAAGAGCUACGAGAAGGCUCGCGCUGGCAAAGGCGCGUCCCCCGAAGAGCACUUUGAGCUGAAGCCCAGCAAGGUGCCCUUGGGCGAAGAAAGCCGUGACGAGAUCUUGGCUUUGAUAGCUCAACUUCGCCGGAGCACAGGCGAGAAGAAGCCAGUGAGCGAAGCUGAAAGGGACAGUGCGUCGUCCGAAGAAGAGGAAUCUGGAGUUUCCAACCGGCAGAAGCGCAAGGAGCAAAUCCGACUAAAGAAGAGCCUCAUGAAGCAGUUGCUGGAAGAAGACAAGCGCGAGGCUCGGGCCACUGGUGAAGCCGAGGACGCCAACGGCAAAUCGAAAGGUUCGAAGCCCGACUCCUCCCAUGUGCAGGUCCGAGUCUUCUACCGCGACGAGAGGAAGCCCAGCGAGAAGAACAAAGGCCCUGAACUGAUCCGCAGGGGCUCAGCAGAUGCCCUCGAGGAGUUCCUCGAGAUGGCAAGGAAGAAGCUUCAGAUCAAUGGCAAGCGACGACUCUGGGUCUACAAGAAAGGUGAUAAGAGCGACGUUCAGCAAGCCUUGGCCGGGGUCCUACCCAGCGAUCUGGUACGAUAUGGUAGUGAACAGUCCGUCCAGAGUUGGAUAGAGAGUUAUUCCAGGUUUCAGCUUUUGGGGAUAAACAGUGGACGCGACAUGAUCCUUGUGGACGACAGUGCAACACUGGGGGCGGUAAGCGAGAGAUACGCAGUGGCACUGGACAGGUGUCUCUCGGACCUCGAGACUCUAGCGCCUGUCAUCCCAGGGUUGGCAUCCGACGGCGACAUGGCCCAUGCAGCGAGUGCAAUUGAUGAUACCACGGCCAUCUAUGCUCAUGCGUGGUAUCCCUUGUGCUUUACCGGCACGACGGACAAGUCCAGGCCUCACUGCAUCGAUGUGUGUGGUGCCAGUGUUGUAUUCUGGCACAACGGAGCUGGUUGGUUCGCGGCCCUGGAUGAGUGCCCUCAUCGUGCAGCGCGGCUAUCCGAGGGGCGGAUCCGAGAGAACGGACACAUUGAGUGCCCCUACCACGGUUGGUCGUUCGAAGGUGAGACCGGCCGCUGCUCGCGCAUUCCGCAAGCAGAAUCUGAAUCCGAUCGCAUACGAGAGACUGCGCGGGCUUGUACAACGGUGCUACCUGCAGAGGAACGUCAUGGCUUACUGUUCGCUUGGGCUGCACCACUCUUCGGCUCUAUGGAGCCGCCCGAUGCGGCUGCCUUGGAUGCUGUGGCUUGCGAGGAGAUUGUCGAAACAACGGGCGUGAAAUACGUUGACUACUCACGCGACCUCCCCAUGGAUUUGCCCACGGUGAUGGAAAAUGUGCUGGACCCCUCCCAUCUGCCAUUUACGCACCAUGACACAAUCAGCAAGCGUGACAAAGCAGCACCCGUGCCAAUCCGAAUAGAAGGAGCGCCAACGGCCGCAGGCUUCCGUGGUUCGCGGGUCACAUCAGCUCCUGGUGCAGUGUCUUUCGUGGCACCCAACCAUGUGGUGGCCCUAACCGCGCGGCCUGAGUCAUACCGAGACUGGAACAUUGUCUUUGUAACUCCGGGGCGACCAGGUUGCUGUCGCAUCUUCGUUCGAGUAGUUUUCGAGGUGUCCAAGAUCCCUCCACCACUGUGCUUCGUGUUCGAGUUGGCAUUCUCACCUGCUCUCCCAGCAUUCGUCACACACCUCUCCAAUCACAAGGUCCUAGAGGAUGACAACAUCUUCCUCCACUUUCAGGGCGAGACCCUGGCACCAGACGGCAUGCAGGACGCGCAGUGGCGAGAGCGGCUGUUUAUGCCCACAAGUGCCGAUGGAGCGGUGCUUUGUUAUCAUCGCUGGUUGGAGCAGUUCUCUGAAGGUGGCAUCGUCUGGGCUCGGCAGCGCGGGCGGAGGCACUGGGCAAGCAAGUAUGAACUCCUGGAGCGGCGCUACUCCCACACGGAGCAUUGCUCCAGCUGCUCGAAUGCUCUCCAUGCAGCGGACAUGCUGGGCAAGCUAGCUGAAGUGGCCGUGCUUCUGGGCGUAUUGAGCAUCUCCUUGUUUCCAGACUUUACGUGGCCCUUGGCGGCGCUGACAUUGCUGAGCUACAUGAUGAAGCAGGCCUGCGGCCGCCUGCAGCAGCAGCUCACAGUAGGAGAGUAUCCGCCUCCCAGAAACCAAGCGUGA